UAGGUUCGGAUUGGUAUGAUUCAAGCAAGAAUGUACUCCAGAUUGACUAUAGUGGUCUUGGCAUGUACUGGGGAUACUACAUUUCUACAUCUUCAUAUGCAGCUAAGGUACAAGAUGCAUACAAGGGUUUCAUGAGAACAGUUGCCGGCUACAUGGUGAGAGAUAAUGCUAUGAACCCCACAGACAACACAGUGAAGAUCAACAUCGAACAGUUUGUUAACGACGCUUAUCAAUUUGAGUACCAGUUAGCCAAUGUAACAGCCUAUACCCAGCCUUCCCCAGACCCUCACGCUCCCGGAAACAGGAAGAAAAUCUCAGAACUCAAUACAGUAGCUGACCAGGUGAACUGGGUCAGUUUCUUCCAGUACAUGUUUGGUAGUAAUAAUGUGAACGGAGACACGUAUGUCGUGCUCUUAGAGGCUGACUACCUCCAGAAGAUGAGCAAUAUGAUUAAAAACUGGGACCCUAAUACGAAGACAAGAGUGCUGAAUAAUUACCUGAUGUGGCGCCUGAUGCAGGCAUAUGCCCAGGACUUGUCUUGGGAAUACGUCCAUGCCAAUAGAGAGUUCUACGUAGCUAGGACAGGCAGGGCACAGUUCUUGGGGACAUAUCGGUUCUGUUUUAACUACAUGAAGAGUAAGAUGCCGGAUGCUCUCGGGGCACUGUUUGUUCAAGACCAUUUUGCUGAUAAUGCCAAAAGCGAGGUUGACGCAAUAGUCUCUCGACUGAAGCAAACCAUUGCGACUCGCAUUCAGCAGGCGACAUGGAUGGAUGCAUCGACUAAAAAAUAUGCAAGUUCGAAGAUGCAAUCAGUGGUGGACAAAAUUGCCUACGACACGGCUGCUGUCAGUCACGACUACCUGGACAGGAAGUAUGAUUCUUUGAAAAUCAAUGCAACGAACUACUUCGCCAACAUCCUGAGCAUGAACGCUUUUGAGAAAAAUGACUGGACAAACCAGUUGGUAAGAGGGCAGGACAAGACUAAAUGGCGCUAUAACACCUAUGACGUGGUAGCCCACAUGUACAAUCCUUGGAACGAGAUCAUCGUCCCGGCAGGGUUGUUUCAGUUCCCUAUCUAUACCAGAAUUAUGCCCCAGCACGCGCGCUUUGGCGCCAUGGGUUCCAUUGUCGCACACGAACUAAUGCACGGCAUCGAUGAGUAUGGUGGCUAUUUCCUGAAGAAUGGUACUGUAUUUGACUGGUGGAGUAAUAAAACUACUGUAGAUUAUUUGAAAAGCAAACGCUGCGUGUCCGACUACUAUACUAAUAUGACUGUGGGCUUCAGAAUACCAAACAGUGAGGGCACGGUGGAAACGAGGAAAGUUCCAAUUAAUGCCAGACGGUAUGCAUUUGAAGGGCUGACGGAAACAGCAGGAGUGCGUAUGGCCUAUUAUGCGUACAAAGAUUGGGUCUCUCAGAAUGGAGCGGAGAAGCAAGUCCCGGGACUGAAUAAAAAUAACGAGCAGGCCUUCUUCAUCAGUUACGCACAGACAAACUGUUUCAACAGGAACGAGGGGUACGGAUACUCCCAGGCAAUGCAGGGCAGUUAUCCAGAGAGUUUCAAAGUGAACACGGCUUUAGCACAGUUGGAUGAGUUCGUGCAGGCAUUUAGCUGUCCAGCAGGCUCCACAAUGAAUGCAGAUAAAAAGUGCAACGUUUAUUAAGAGGAAAAUUUCCAUUCCUAAGCCACGAACGCCACAGUUUCGUACCACCACUUCGUAUCAUAAGACAUAGCUUGAGUGAGCCUGCGAAAAUGGCUAAUUGACGCGAAAGGAGACGGGGAAAAGUGCAUUUUUCUACCAUGUUGAUUUCAGAUGAUUCUAAUUCACAUAGACCAUGACCCUAUUGUACUUUUCUCGUCUGUAAAGUUAGAUGCUUCGCUAAUAACAUUCAUCUAAAAAAAUAACAGAGGACAAUCAUUUCUUCGUUAGAUGGUGUACCGUUAUCCAUGAGUACAAAAAUCAUUGUGCAUAAAGUGAAAUCUCUCCAUUGUAAGUUCAUUACUUAUCCAGAUUAACAAAGGUCGGGUUCGCAGAGCGACAAUAAUUAAUUUACUUAUCUUUUUAAUCAAUUUUAGUAUUAUCAGUUUAUUUAUUUGUUUGAUAUUUAUCAUCCA
Lingula anatina is the source of this 2116-nucleotide messenger RNA. Its product is annotated as endothelin-converting enzyme homolog. The record is from RefSeq and is a predicted model, not a curated record. Gene Ontology annotation, cellular component: plasma membrane. NCBI's taxonomy places the organism in Eukaryota, Metazoa, Brachiopoda, Lingulata, Lingulida, Lingulidae. Gene Ontology annotation, molecular function: metalloendopeptidase activity. Gene Ontology annotation, biological process: protein processing.